AUGAGCAUCGACACGGCGUGCUCGUCAUCGUUGGUGGCGCUUGAUGCGGCUUGUCAAACUUUGCACCGUGGUCGAUGCCCGGUGCAAGACGUUUGA
Nannochloropsis gaditana CCMP526 is the source of this 96-nucleotide messenger RNA. RefSeq lists its product as uncharacterized. Gene Ontology annotation, molecular function: acyltransferase activity. The transcript is spliced from 2 exons. The coding region runs from base 1 to 96 and encodes 31 amino acids. The record is from RefSeq and is a predicted model, not a curated record.